Molecule: messenger RNA, 1872 nt
Organism: Phaedon cochleariae (mustard beetle)
Lineage: Eukaryota; Metazoa; Arthropoda; Insecta; Coleoptera; Chrysomelidae
Source: the annotation of a GenBank genome assembly
AUGGACAAAUCAGAUUAUAUGCCCCAAAAUGUCACUGCUUUUAAAGAAAAGCUUAAUGACAUCACUCUUGAUAUAAAUUAUACUCUUGUUAGUUUUGAUGUAAAUGCAUUGAUAUCUUCAAUCCCUUUCUUAGUACUUCAAAAAGAAGACUCUGGAAACGCUAACCACGUAGAAGACGACGACGACGAUGACGAAGAAGACAACCUAUUCUCCGCCAAAAACGGCGUUGAAAAAAACAUCUUCAGCUCCGCCACUGACGCCGUCAUCUCGAUGGUCAAAAGGGCCGCCCAAGUACUCGGCAACAAGGUGGACAAUCAAACAACCAACACCAACAAGUCAUUGUCCAAUGCCCUAGUCAAUACCUGCAGCUGCCCCAGACACCUGAUCAUCUGCAACAAUUGCACCGAAACGCUUCUCGGGCAAAUCUACGAGUUGCUCAGCUGCAAAUCGGAUACGAUCAGAAAGCUGAUCGGCCUGCCGCCGAUAUACAGGGCGUUGGCCGGAUCUGCCAGCUGCUCGAAGUUCGGCUACCGGAACAGUAACGGGCGCGAUGACAGUCGCUUGGAGGGUUUUUUUCCGGAGAAGUAUGUGGGGGCGAUGUGCAACGAGAUGGCGAUUUCGGAGCAGCAAGGGGUGCUGAACGUUAGCCAGCAUUUUCCGAAUAUUACUAGUGACCUGACCAAUGAUAAGAUCAUCAGCAUGGAUGUGAAGGAAGUUGUGGAUCUUCAAGGGAAACCGAACGAAACUGUCAUCGACGUUACCGAACAGCCAGGCAACACAACCAUCCACUCGGCCACCGUAGACACCUCGCAAAUAAAACCGACGAAAACCCUCACCGUCGACCCAAACACCACCACCACCCCUGUCCCCGAGGAUCUCGUGCCGGCCAACCCGGAAACGGCGCCCCCAAAUCCGGAAACGGCGCCCUUCUUCGACGCCGACCCGACGCCGGACGUCGACCUCUCCAACGAGACCAUGGAGACGGCGCUGGACGAGCAGAUGGAGAGCGUCGACAGUAGCACGGUGGUGGUGACCGCAUCGCCGCAAGCGCCCAAGGAGUCCAUCUUUUUGAGGUUAUCCAACAGGAUAAAGGCAUUGGAACGGAACGUGUCCCUCUCGAGCCAGUACUUAGAGGAGCUCAGCAAGCGCUACAAAAAACAAGUGGAAGAAAUGCAAAACCUAUCGGAAAAAACGAUCGCCGUCCUCCGCGAGGAAUCCCAAGAGCGACUGGAAAGCAAACAAAAACUGGAAGAACGUCUCGACCAACUCGCGGCCGCAGUGGACACCCUGGUGGCGGAAAGAAGAAGCUUCUUCCUUCUCGUCUAUUUCUUCUUGUUUGUCGGCAUCGUCGGCAGCGUUUAUUAUUUUUUUUGCGGAUCGACAGAAGGCGCUGUUCAGAUUUCUCGUCGCCUUUCUGACGAGGACACGCUGAGGAGGCCCAAGGAGAGGAAGAAACGCAGGCCGAGCGAUCAGGUGCUGAAGAUUGUGCGGUACUCUUCGGUGAAUGAGGAUGAGAGGAGCAGGAGAUCGAAGAAAAGAAAGAAGAAAGUGUCGAAACGUUCGCAUUCAGCGGGCAGUUUGAAACUGAAAAACGACGACGAUUGGGUGACGGGCACGCAACAGGUGAUCGAAGACCACGCGCCGUUCGUAUUGGACGAGAGCGAUCACGUGAUCAGCGAGCCGCUGAAUCUGCCUGAGCAGGAGGAGCAGGAGGAGGACCGCGAUUCUGCGCAGAGGGUGCAGAUUGUCAUCGAGGAGAAUCGCCAUGAAGGGGUGGAAACGAACUCGACUUGUAGGAGUCCCUCCAAUGGGGUGGAGGGGGUCAAGAAGGAGAAGCGGGGGUUGAAGAGGUUUUUGAAGAAAGUGUUCUGA